AAAUUUUAUAUUUAAUUUAUUUAUUAAUCUAAAAAAAAGAAUGGCUCAGCAAAAAAAAAAUCAUACAAAAAAUAUCAAAAAUAAUGAAAUUACUUCGCCAUUUAAAAAAUCUCAAGCAUACUGUUUUUAUAGAGCUCCCGGUCCGAUUUAUCAAUUGCCACCUGUAGUAGGUUAUAAAAAUCAUUGUCAAACUAAGUUACGAAAUCCAGCUCAUACUAUUAUUGGAAAACGUCCUGAAAUGUAUGACAUUCGCUAUGGGCCAGGGCCUAUUUAUUAUCCUAAAACUCCUACACGUAGCGGGUUCACAUUUGGAAUACCAUGGAAACCCUUCAAAUCAGCAGACAGUACGCCAGGACCUUACUCUUUACCUCCAUACAAACCAACUCCGGCAUUCUCACUCAAAUCAAGAAUGAAAGAACCACCGCCUGCAUCAAUCGGAGCAGGACCUUAUAAUCUUUCACGGGAUUUAAAUGGGCCAGCUUUUACAAUAGGUAUACCUUUUCAUAAAGUGAAGAAAAUAGAUCAUGGACCUCCUCCGAGAGUAAUUAAUUUUAAAUGGGUCACCCCACGAGCACCAGCUUUUACUUUUCGAUUUAAACCACCUUACCAAGGUCUAUCAAGUACUCCUGGACCGUAUAACCCUGUUGAUCUUGAAAAAGGACCUUCCUUUUCUAUGGGUGUUAAAUAUAAUCCUUGUGUGUUUCCUUAUAUCACUUCAUGUGAUAAAUUAUGCUAAAUUCUGAUGUAAACUAAUAAUA
Messenger RNA from Chelonus insularis, 758 nucleotides. RefSeq names its product outer dense fiber protein 3-like. The record is from RefSeq and is a predicted model, not a curated record. Lineage: Eukaryota; Metazoa; Arthropoda; Insecta; Hymenoptera; Braconidae. Bases 41 to 736 code for a protein of 231 amino acids. The transcript is spliced from 4 exons.